Messenger RNA from Nestor notabilis (Kea), 719 nucleotides. It is a transcript of the gene MMD2, whose product is annotated as monocyte to macrophage differentiation-associated 2. The record is from RefSeq and is a predicted model, not a curated record. Gene Ontology annotation, molecular function: pore-forming activity. The transcript has 6 exons. Gene Ontology annotation, cellular component: membrane. The annotation marks the transcript as partial. NCBI's taxonomy places the organism in Eukaryota, Metazoa, Chordata, Aves, Psittaciformes, Psittacidae.
UUUCUCUCCCUGUUUCUCACUGCAGGUUCAUGAAUCACCGCGUCCCAUCCAACUGCAGGUACCAGCCGACGGAGUACGAGCACGCAGCGAACUGUGCCACCCAUGCAUUCUGGAUCCUGCCCAGCAUCCUUGGCAGCUCCAUCCUCUACAUCCUCUCUGAUGACCAGUGGGAAACUAUCUCAGCCUGGAUCUAUGGCUUUGGCUUGUCCAGCCUCUUCAUUGUCUCCACCAUCUUCCACACCAUCUCCUGGAAGAAGAGGCAUCUCAGGACUGUGGAGCACUGCUUGCACAUGUUUGACAGGAUGGUGAUCUACUUCUUCAUUGCAGCAUCAUACGCUCCCUGGCUGAACCUGAGGGAGUUGGGUCCCUGGGCCUCCCACAUGCGCUGGAUCAUCUGGAUCAUGGCAUCUGUUGGGACUAUCUAUGUUUUCUUCUUCCAUGAGCGAUACAAGCUGGUGGAGCUGGUGUGCUAUGUUAUCAUGGGCUUCUUCCCUGCUGUCGUCGUCCUCUCCAUGCCCAACAGGGAUGGCCUCCUGGAGCUGGUGGCCGGUGGAUUCUUCUACUGCCUGGGCAUGGUCUUCUUCAAAAGCGACGGCCGCAUCCCCUUCGCCCAUGCCAUCUGGCACCUCUUUGUGGCCAUUGGAGCUGGCAUCCACUACUAUGCCAUUUGGAGGUACCUCUACCGGCCCGGCACGCUGGAGGCUGAAACAUCCCGGUAG